AUGCGGUGCUCUACUACUCAGUUGGAUCAGCUCUUUAACAACUUUAUCUUCGCGGAAAUGUACAAACGCGCUGUGGACAUUGCGUCCCAGAUGUCAUUGACAGAGAAAAUCAACUUAACGACUGGAACGCGGUACGUUUUAUCGCCGGCUGAACUGGGCAUUCCUAGCCUGUGCUUGCAGGAUAGCCCUCUUGCAAUCCGUUUCGCGGACUACAACUCAGCCUUUCCCACGGGUGUCAAUGUUGCUGCCACCUGGGACAAGACACUCGCCUACCUCCGUAGUCAGGCAAUGGGGGAGACGGUUAAAGAUAUUCAAGGUGCUGGUGUCAUCGCCACGGCUAAACAUUAUAUCUUGAACGAGCAAGAGCAUUUCCGCCAAUAA
This is a messenger RNA of Aspergillus alliaceus, 381 nucleotides long. Its product is annotated as glycoside hydrolase superfamily. Lineage: Eukaryota; Fungi; Ascomycota; Eurotiomycetes; Eurotiales; Aspergillaceae. Bases 1 to 381 code for a protein of 126 amino acids. The transcript has 6 exons. The record is from RefSeq and is a predicted model, not a curated record. Gene Ontology annotation, molecular function: beta-glucosidase activity. Gene Ontology annotation, biological process: glucan catabolic process.